Oryzias melastigma (Indian medaka) is the source of this 1307-nucleotide messenger RNA. RefSeq names its product programmed cell death 2 (gene pdcd2). Bases 91 to 1185 code for a protein of 364 amino acids. Lineage: Eukaryota; Metazoa; Chordata; Actinopteri; Beloniformes; Adrianichthyidae. Gene Ontology annotation, cellular component: cytoplasm; nucleus. The transcript is spliced from 8 exons. The record is from RefSeq and is a predicted model, not a curated record.
CUGUUUCCUUACGGACGGUACAGAGGAGCGGGACAGCAUGUGUGUGGUGCAGUAAAGUGUCCCGUCUUUACGGCGUGUUUACACUAAAAUAUGGCAGCGGCAGAAGUAGUUCUUGGUUUUCUGGAGCAGGUGGAGCCGUGGCGGCUUCGGUCGUCUCAGUUCCCCAGUAAGGUUGGAGGGAAGCCGGCGUGGCUUAGCCAGACCGGACUCCCAUCCCAGUCAGCGCUGGAGUGUGAGAUCUGCCGCGUGCCCAUGGUGUUCCUGCUCCAGGUUUAUGCACCGAUUUCUGGUCAGGAGAGAAGUUUCCACAGAAUACUCUUUCUGUUCUGCUGUAAGACCCCUGAUUGCUACACACUCAACGACAACCGCUGUAUAAAAGUUUUCAGGAGUCAGCUGCCAAGAAGGAAUGAGUUCUACCCCUAUGAGCCCCCACCAGAGGAUGAACCGCCCAGCGAUCUGGAGGACCAAACCAUGUUGCCCAUCUCUGGAGUUAAACUGUGUUGGGUCUGUGGUUGUCCGGGCAACAAGGCCUGCUCCCGCUGUCAUGCUGUAACUUACUGCGUCAAACAUCACCAGGCCAUCCACUGGAAGCAUUCUCACAAGAGGGAAUGUGGCAACCCAGAUUUGUCCACUGUUGCAGCUUCUCCCCUUCUCUUCCCUGAGUUUGAGCUUGUUACUGAGCCUGAAGAAGAAGACGGCGAGAAGGAAGAGGAAGAUCAGGGAAGAGACUCUGAGGCUCAACCUGGAGAUGAAGACAGUAACCAAAAAAGUGUUUCCUCCUCUUCCUUGGCAGACACUCUGGCAGAGACAGACCUGGAGGAUAUGGCCAUGCAUGAGACGGAAGAAAACAAAGUGUUUCAAAGAUUUAAAAAGAAGAUUGCAUCAGAGCCACACCAGGUGAUUCGUUAUUGCCGGGGAGGAUCUCCUCUGUGGGUCUCCGCACAGCACGUCCCCUCAGAUCAGGACAUCCCAUCAUGCACCUGUGGUGCUAAGAGGAUGUUUGAGUUCCAGGUGAUGCCCCAGCUGUUAAACGACCUGUCUGUGGACUCAACAGGAGCCAGUAUUGACUGGGGAACCCUGUUGGUCUACACAUGCUCCGACAGCUGUAACCAUGCCAACCAGUACUGCCAGGAGUUUAUCUGGAAACAAGAUUUUGGUCCAGAUACGAAAACCAAAGAUAAAUAAAGUGUUCUAAUUUUUAAUCAUGAAUAUAUAAGAAAAGUUAUUUUCUCUCUGGCUAUCAGUGUUAAACCACAUUCACUUUAGUUUUGCACAAAGAUGCACUUGAAUAUUUUGUAAAAAAAAAA